Molecule: messenger RNA, 1636 nt
Organism: Vitis riparia (riverbank grape)
Lineage: Eukaryota; Viridiplantae; Streptophyta; Magnoliopsida; Vitales; Vitaceae
Product: eukaryotic translation initiation factor 3 subunit E
Exons: 8
Coding region: 79-1392 (437 amino acids)
Biological process (GO): translational initiation
Cellular component (GO): nucleus; eukaryotic translation initiation factor 3 complex; cytoplasm
Molecular function (GO): translation initiation factor activity; protein binding
Source: RefSeq, a predicted model, not a curated record
CCUCCCUCAGCAAUAACUCCCUUUGCGUAGGGUUAGGGUUUUGUGGUGCAGAGAACUUCACAUCGCGACAUUGCGGCCAUGGCGACGCACGAUCUAACCCCGAGAAUCGCACCGAAUCUCGAUCGCCACUUGGUCUUCCCACUCCUUGAAUUUCUUCAGGAACGCCAGCUCUACCCCGAUGAGCAGAUCCUCAAGGCCAAGAUCGAACUUCUUAAUAAGACCAACAUGGUUGACUAUGCCAUGGACAUCCACAAGAGUCUUUACCACACUGAGGACGUUCCUCAAGAUAUGGUGGAGAGGAGGGCUGAGGUUGUGGCGAGGUUGAAGGCCUUGGAGGAGGCAGCAGCACCGCUAGUUUCUUUUUUGCAGAAUCCGAACGCUGUGCAGGAGUUGAGGGCUGAUAAACAGUAUAACCUUCAGAUGCUCAAUGAUCGUUACCAGAUUGGCCCGGAGCAGAUAGAGGCAUUAUAUCAGUAUGCCAAAUUUCAGUUUGAAUGUGGAAACUACUCUGGUGCUGCUGAUUACCUGUAUCAGUACAGGGCCCUAUGCACAAACAGUGAAAGGAGUCUGAGUGCAUUAUGGGGCAAGUUAGCUGCUGAGAUAUUGAUGCAAAACUGGGAUACUGCUUUUGAGGAACUUAAUCGGCUGAAAGAAAUUAUUGACUCAAAGAGUUACGCUUCACCUCUGAAUCAGGUGCAAAGUAGAAUAUGGCUAAUGCAUUGGAGUCUCUUCAUCUUUUUCAACCAUGACAAUGGGCGAACACACAUAAUAGACUUGUUUAAUCAGGACAAGUAUCUAAAUGCCAUUCAAACAAAUGCACCCCAUCUUUUACGGUAUCUUGCCACUGCACUUAUUGUCAAUAAACGGAGGAGGACUCAGUUCAAAGAUUUUAUAAAGGUAAUCCAGCAAGAGCAGUAUGCCUUCAAAGAUCCUAUCACAGAAUUUUUAGCAUGUGUCUAUGUCAAUUAUGACUUCGAUGGAGCACAAAAGAAGAUGAGAGAAUGUGAAGAAGUAAUUUUAAAUGAUCCAUUUCUUGGCAAACGUGUUGAAGAAGGAAGCUUUUCUACUGUGCCAUUGAGGGAUGAGUUUCUCGAAAAUGCCCGGCUUUUUAUUUUUGAGACAUACUGCCGAAUACAUCAACGGAUUGACAUGGGAGUGCUUUCUGACAAACUGAAUUUGAAUUAUGAGGAAGCUGAAAGAUGGAUUGUGAAUCUUAUAACGACCUCAAAGCUUGAUGCUAAAAUUGAUUCAAAGUCAGGAACUGUUGUUAUGGAACCCAAUCAUCCAAAUGUGUAUCAACAGAUUAUAGACCACACCAAGGCAGUAUCGGGGCGAACCUACAAGUUGGUUAAUCAGCUUCUAGAAAAAGCACAGACACAGGCUGCUCGAUGAGCUUGAUUGGGGGUUUUAUUUUCAGUUUCAACCAUUAAGACAUCUGGAAUUUCAUUUAUGAGUGAAGGACUAGAUUCAAUUUAGAGGAAAGUUAGUGAAUGUUUUUUCCCUGGAAAUAUUUGGAAAAGAAUAUUGUUUUGAUAUAAAUUUUGUUAAGAUAUUUUUGUUGUGAUUCAAGAAAAGUCUUAUUCUGAUUCCUAAAUAUUAAAUGGUAAGCCAAGCUUUGGAGGCUAUUGUCAUGAAA